AUGCAUACAGAAAAUGAUGAAAAACAAUUAAAAUCAUGUCUAACAAAAAUUAUUCAGUUAGUUGAAGAAUGUCUACAAAAAUUCAAGUCAUUUGAUCAACCGACACAGAUACGAUCACCAACUGACAUAAAAGAUGAUAAUCUUUUAGAAAAUUCUCAAUUAAAUAACAAUAUCUAUACAUUUACAUUAAGUGAUGAAGAAAAUGAACUUCUACAAGCUUUAACAUAUAAUAUUGAAACUACUCUAAAUGAACAUUUUCAACAUUUAUCAAACAUAUGUUUGAAUUAUCUAUUAGAUUUUCUUUAUACAUAUCAUUAUGAUCGUGAAAAACGACGAUUUCUUUCACCUUUAAAUAUCGGUGAAUUAUAUUCAUUUGCUCUUGAAUUAAAAGGUUUAUUGGCUUCAUCUGCUGCUUAUCCUGCUGCAUACAAUGGUCAAUUAGAUGUUGUUAAAAAAUUUAUUAAAGAAUAUCCAACAUUCAAAGAUAAACCAGGAUUAUGGGAAACAACAUUAUUAUAUUCAGCUGCAAGAAAUAAUCAUUUAGAUAUUGUUAAAUACUUGAUUGAAGAAGCACGUUGUUCUGUCAAUGCUCAAAAUCAACGUGAUGUUGGUUUUGCAUUAGAUGCUACCACUGCAGAUUACAUUCCACGACCGACAGCAGCUUCAACAGCUCUUCAUGGAGCUUGCUUUUAUAAUCAUUUGGAUGUUGUGAAAUAUUUAAUUAGACACGGUGCUGAUUAUUUUAUUCAAAAUCAGGCACAUGAAACACCAAUAAAUAAUGGAGAACGACAUGCUGAUAUUAAAAAAUUUUUCCAAGAUUAUCUUAUUAUGGGUUAUUCUAUUAGAGAUUCAGAACGCUUACCUGAUCAACCUAUAAUGGAUAAUGAUCGACGUCCAAUACAAGAUUGUAUGUGGGAAUAUAAACCAUUUCAAGAUCCUAAGUGGUAUAAAUUUUCAGCAUCAGUGGCCUCACUUUUACAUAUAGCUUUAUUACCAUCAAAAGAAUUUCAACAACAACUCUAUAUGAAGUUAACAAAUGGUUUAUAUAGUGUAUCAAUAAUUGAAUUUUUACGAUCAGGAAAACAUGAACAAGAUCCACAAAAAAAUAUGGCAUGGGUUCGAUGUCGUGGUUCUAGUAUUUUAAACUUUGAUUGUUUUUCAAUCUGGCAAGUGAUGUUAAUGCAACAUCCAAAAGUAAACGAUGAUGAAGAUAAAACUCCUUCAUUAAAAAUACAACAUUUUCCCACUAUGGUUACUAGUCGUUUUAAACUUCAAUUAAAUACUUGGUAUAGUUGUGAUGAUAAAACCAAUUCAUUAUUAGAGAAUGCUAUGAAUUAUCGACGAAAAAUUAUUUCGAUUAAUAUCCCUCAUGUUUGUGAUGGCUUGACAUUUAAUUUACAAACAUUUGAAUUUUCAAAUAAUGAAAAGACAAUUGUUGGAUAUAUUCGAUGGAUUCCUAAACUUAUAUCCAGCACUGAAAACAAAGAUAAAAAACUUGUAUACGUUGAUAAUUACCAAUCCAUGGCCAAUAUCCAACCAAUUCCUUUAACUACAAAACGUUUGAAAGAAGCUUCAAAAAUAAAAAGUACUGGUAAAAACCAAAUGGAUGAAAUAGAAGAUCAAGAUGAGGAAGAUGAUAGUGGCUUACAAAUCGCGACAACAUUUGGAGGAGGCAAUGAUGAUGAAGCUGAUGAUGAUGAUUUUGAAAAUUGGGAUGAUAACAAUCAAUCAUCGUCCGGAAAUACUGGUACUUGGAGUAUAACCGAUCUUAACGAUGAGACUACGUUUAUUAAUUCUGCUCCUGAUGCAUCCACUGCUGCUACAACAAAUAUGAUAGUUCGCGAAGAUUCGAAAAUUUCAGAGAAUUUCUUUCAUGAAACAUCAGACGAUAUCAAACAACCAUCCGUUAUCGAAAGAGCGAAUUCUACUUUAAAAUCUGAAGCAACAACUGCUCUUACUGCACAAUUAGAAUCAGAAAUUCAAGAAUUAAAAGAUCGAAUUGAAAAAGAGAAUUUAAAAAUUGAAAAAGAAAAACAAUCACAAGAAAAAAUGACGAAAGAAAAAGAAAAAGAAUUAAAACAAGUUCAUAAAUUAGUGGAGGAACUUCAACUACAAUUAAUAAGCAAAAAAUCUCAUGAACAACAAUUCAAAAAUUUAGUUAAUCAAAUAAUAGCUGUCGAUUAUGAUAAUAUUGAAUCGAUCAUUGCCAAUACUUUUCUAUUUCGCAAAAUUAAACAUAUUAUUGAUCAUCUUAAAAGUAAACAUUCACUUGAUAAAAGUUUUAUAGGACUACCAAGUUUAAGCAUCACAGAAAAAAAUGACUAUUAUUGUAUAUCAUUGACAAGUAUUAAAACACAUCAUGAUGAAUUUAAACUUGUUCUCAAACGAAUACAAAUCUUAUCAAAUGCUACUAAAUCAGCUAAAGUUUCUUAUCAACGACAAUUAAAUUCAAAAUUUCAAUCCGUUAAUGAUAUAAUGACACAACAAAUUCGUUCUUCACAAGAUUGGAUAUAUUAUACGAAAUAUUUUCAACAAUUAGUUAAAAAUAAAAUUGAAGAGUUUGUUAAAUUAUAUGAUGAUUACAUAUUACAAAACUCCAAACAAAUGGUAGAUGAAUGUAUAAAAGAUGCUAAUUUUCAUUCACAAAAUCAAUUACGAAAAUUAACUGAAACGUAUAUGAAAAAAAAACAAUUUCUACCUGAAUUAGAAAUAUUAAAAAGUGAAGCUUUAGAUGAAUAUAUAAAACAACAUGUCUUAUCAGAACGAUUAAAAUUUGAAAAGAAACCAUCAAAAAAAUCUAUUGAUACUAUGAAUGAAUUUAUUAAUAAAGUAAAAAUAGAACUCAAAACAAAUCCCAUCUAUAACGGAUGUAAUUUAGUACAAUUUAAAGAAAUUCCAAAAUUAUUACAGCGAAUUAUGUUAUAUUACCGAUGUUUUCUUCUACAAUUACCUUUGUAUGACUCAUCAAAAGAUUUAUUAGCAAAAAUUGAACAAAAUACAGUCAUUACCAUAGCAACAUCUACCGGAUCUGGUAAAUCAAGUUUAUUACCAGCUCUCUUGAUUGCUGAAGGUUAUAAAAAAGUCAUUGUUACUCAACCUCGUCGAUUACCUUGUACAGCAAUUUGUAAUCGUGUUAAUGAAACUAUGACAACAAAUAAAAAUGAAGCUAAACUUGCUGGAUGGGCUGUUAGUGGUGCACAGAAUGAUGUCGAUUCUCGAAUCUUAUAUUUAACAGAUGGCUUAUUAAAAGAACGUCAUGGUGCUUAUUUUGCUGAUAAUCCAAGUGUUUCACAUAGAUACACGGGAGCCAAUCCAAUCGAUCAGACACGUAUCAUGUAUUAUAAUAAAGUCGUUUUAGGAAAAGAAUCAAUACUAAAUGAAUUAAAUAGUGAAUUAAUGUCUGCACCAAAAGGUUUUCAUUCAAUACAUGGACAAUUUGCUGGUAAACCAAAUGACGAUGAAUAUAUUGUGUAUCGAUAUGGACAAGCCUUGCCUUAUUUAAGAAUAACUUAUAAAGCAUAG
Molecule: messenger RNA, 3522 nt
Organism: Rotaria sp. Silwood1
Lineage: Eukaryota; Metazoa; Rotifera; Eurotatoria; Philodinida; Philodinidae
Source: the annotation of a GenBank genome assembly